ACGUAGGUUAUUUCUGCCCACCAUCAUCGCCAAAAUGCCAUUGUCUGUCAUCAAAGCCACCUGUCUGAGCCUGGCCAUCCUGCUCCUCCUUGGUCGAUGUGUAAAAAGCUUAAUUGUUCCAGAAGAACUCCCGACUAUAUUGUCAUUGAUAUAUUCCAACAUUCCACCGAUUAAAAAAGGAACUGAUUCUAGAAUCGGUGUAGGCUUCAGACUUGGUGAACAUGCAGAUUUCCAAGUCCUCUUGGAAUAUGGACCACAAAAAGAAACCGAUCCUAUUAGAACUGAUACCAAAAGGAAAAGAGCAGCCCUAAUGUCGGCUGCUCUAAAAGGCAAUAUGGGUCCAUUAGUUCAAGCUGUUGCCCAGUACCAAAUGGAAUCAAAAAUAAAACAGCUAUUAGAAAAGUACAAGGUCAAUUCUGAAUUGAAAACAACUGAUGAUACAUCGAACAAAGUAAAUCAAAAGACUGAAGGAAGCGAUUGGCUCUCGAAAUGGAGCCAAGAUGUAACGGUAAAUUCAGAUGACCCAUUCUUGGUUGAAACGUAUCCUCGAAAAACCAUGCCAAACGUUAAUCGUAUGAAAGUAGUGAGUAGUCAAACAAGUGGUGAUAGUCGGAAAGCUGAAGAUGCCCAGAAAGAUUUAAUGACAUUAAAAAAACUUUUUGGACAAAAAGAAAAUGAAGAAAUCGGUGUUGGUACGAUUUAG
Messenger RNA from Copidosoma floridanum, 703 nucleotides. RefSeq lists its product as uncharacterized. The record is from RefSeq and is a predicted model, not a curated record. NCBI's taxonomy places the organism in Eukaryota, Metazoa, Arthropoda, Insecta, Hymenoptera, Encyrtidae.